CUUGCUCCCGCCCCGCGGUCCACCGGCGCUGCCCAGGUGACGAAUGGAAGCGCCUACGAAGAAUCACAUCAAUACAUUUGCAAGAAAUUCAGGCGACAGUGGCUCACAUAUAUAGUUAAUUUCCACCAUAACCUCGCACUAUUUAUCCAUUCCAUAUUAGUUUACCAAUCUCGAGGGGUCCUUCUCCUGGAAGAGUCCAUACCUACCUAGGGGUAGAAAUCUGGUGUACCGCCCGGCACGUACGUCAAACGCGGGGCACAGUCAAGCAGGUCGAGAGACAUUAGAGAGCGUCUGAUAUCUCUCCACAGUUGUACGUUAAGGACUAUUGAAAGGUAUUCAUGGCUCCCGAAGGCGACGAGACAAUGCUAGCAGCGGUCGUCGAACAAUUCGGCCAGCCAUACACCCUGAAGCGUAUCCCACGGCCGGCCGAGCCACAAGGCCAUGACCUGCUCAUAAAGGUCCAGGCAGCCUCAUACUGCCACACGGACGCAGUCUUUGCCGCGGGCGGAAUGUUUCAGGACCUGCCUCGCGUCGGCUGCCACGAGUUCGCGGGCGAGGUAGUCGCCACCGGCCCCGACGCAGCGGACUCGGGACUUGAAGUCGGCACGCGCGUGGGCGUCCCGGGGAGGGCAUACCACCCUUGCGGCUCCUGUUACGAGUGUACGCACCCUGGCAAAGACAAGCCGGGCUACUCGCCAUACUGCCCCAAGGCCUUCAACCUCGGGCUCACCCGCGACGGAGGAUUUCAGGAGUACUGCCUCGUCGACAGCCGACAGGUUGCCCCCUUGCCCGACGGCCUGACUGCCGUCCAUGCCGCGCCGCUGAUGUGUGCCGGGAUCACCAUCUGGUCUGCCCUGCAGCACGAGAAGGUCCGCGAUGCUCGCAAGGUGGCCAUCCUGGGCGCCGGCGGGGGUCUCGGUCAUCUGGGCGUGCAGUUUGCGGCGCAUCUUGGCAAGGAAGUCCUCGCGGUGGAGGCCAACGACGCCGCGCUUGCGUUGCUCGAACGCCUCAAGAACAGACUCGGUCCCGCAGGGGCAUCUGUGCAUAUUGUUGACGGACGCAAGGAUUCUGUGAAGGAAAUGCAGAUGCUGGUGCAGGGUGAAGUCGGACCUGGAACACCCGAGGGAGAGGUUGGCCUCGAUGCGGCGAUCAUGUUGCCGGAGUCCCAGGCGGCCUUUGACCAGGGCAUGGCUUUAUUGAGGAACCACGGCACCAUGGUGGUUGUGAGUUUCCCCAAGAAGAAGCUUGAGGUCAGCGCGGCCGACCUUGUCUUUCGCGAUAUCAGUCUGGUUGGCAGUCUCGUCGGGAGGAAUCACCAGAUACGAGAGAUGUUGCAAUUCGCACGAAAGUACGAGGUGCAGGCCGAGGUGCAGGCAUACAAACUCGGAGACCUCAAUCAGCUUGUGCAAGACUCCCAUAAGGGAGGGGCGGGGAAAUUGGUUGUGGACAUGAACUUGUAGUGGUUUAGCUGGCUUCACUGGUAUUCUGUUUAGAUUAAUAGUGCGCGACAACACGAGAUUGAUACUGAA
Diaporthe batatas is the source of this 1529-nucleotide messenger RNA. RefSeq lists its product as uncharacterized. The record is from RefSeq and is a predicted model, not a curated record. Bases 339 to 1460 code for a protein of 373 amino acids. NCBI's taxonomy places the organism in Eukaryota, Fungi, Ascomycota, Sordariomycetes, Diaporthales, Diaporthaceae. Gene Ontology annotation, molecular function: oxidoreductase activity. The transcript has a single exon.